AUGGCACAGAUUCAAGCAACUGCACAAGUUAUGGACGAUGGCAUGAACUCAACUGCCUCUGAAAUCCCAGCUUUCUUGGGUUUGACUCAGCAGCAAUCUUCGCUCUUGGUUGCCCUGUACAAUGAAACCGAUCCCGAGUUUGCUCAAAAGCUGCCUACUGCAAUGCCUAUUGCUGCCCAGCAACUUUCUCAGGAAUAUGAGAAGCGUAACAGUGUUGCCAAAAAGCUUGAACGUGCCAAUGUUAAAUAUGUCGAUGAAUGUACCUUGUUCGAGACAGUCCAGCAAGAGGCUGUCCAGGCUCUUUCAGAGACUGAUAUGGACAUCGACAAGGCUGCCAAGGGUCUCGAUUUGGACGAAAAGAACAAAGACUGCAGUGUGCACGAUCUGUUGUUGGGCAGUUUGCUGUAUGGUGGUCUUCGCCGUGAACCUUCUGGACCAGAGGACAGAGCCAGCCUGAGUCCGGUGGCCAGCCCUAAUUUCGCAGGAGCCAAACGUCUUCUGGAACGUGCAUUUGAAAAGGGCUAUACUAUGGCAGCUGUCCAGAUCGGAUCGCUCUACACCCAGGAAGAGAAGUUGGCUUCAGGCAAGAACUUGCCUGGCCAGGAUCCCAAGAAAUUGGCACUAGAAUGGUAUACCAAGGCUGCCAAUAAGUGCAAUCCAAUGGCAUGUCACAAGCUCGGAUUCUUUUAUGAAAAUGGUAUUGGCUGCAAGCAGGAUAUUAAGCGUGCUAUUGAAUAUUAUGAACAGGCUUAUGAACAAGGUUAUCCUGAUUCUGCUCACAACCUGGCAAUCAUUUACCAGGGAAACUCUGGAGCUACAGUUAAUAUCAAGGACCUUGAGAAGUCCAUUUCUUAUUUUGAGCGUGCCAAGCAGUGGGGUUAUGCUCCCUCUUCAAAUGCUUUGGGUAGACUUUAUCUUUUGAUGUCCAAGGACAGCAAGGUAGCAGCUGAUGCUGGUAACCCUGGUAAUGAUCCUGAAGAGUACGUUAUUACUGGAAUGGAGCUUAUGGAGAAUGCUGCUAACAGUGGUGAUCCUGAUGCAAUGCUGAUGCUGGGUUUGAUCUUUGGAUCUAAAGAGUAUGGAUUGUACGAUAUGGCCAAGGCUCAGAACUAUAUGGAACUGGCAUUGAUCCGUGGUGAGCUUGAGGCUUACAACUACCUGGUGCGUAUUCUGCGUGCCAAGAUGGCAGCCAAGGUUGCACUCGAGAAAGAGAACGCAGACACUUUUGAGAAGCUGAGCCAGUCAGACAAGGAGAAAUUGAUCCGUCAGUUGGCCAAGGAGGCCGCUACGUCCACAUCUACAGCCACAGCCACAUCUGAGAGUGGGAAGCAUAAGAAGUGUGGUAACAGCGGUUGCCAAAAGGUCGAGGAAGAAGAAAAUAGCUUUAAGCAUUGUGGACAAUGCCAGCGUGUUGCAUACUGCUCGCGUGAGUGCCAAAAGGAGCACUGGAAGUCUGGACACAAGACUGUCUGUAGCAGCACCAGCAACGGUGGACAGUAAAAAGAAAUAGAUAUAUAGUAUAUAUAUAUAUAUAUAUAUAAUACAUACACAACCAACCAACCAACCAAGCAAGCAAGCAAGCAAGCAACCAAAAUACAUCAUAUAUAUUUUUUAUAUAUAAAUAAUAUAAUAUACAUUUUUAUACUUUAUCUGUAACAAAGGAUCUGUGAUCAAAUGAAAGCCUAAUAUAGGAAGUGUAAAAUAUG
Molecule: messenger RNA, 1706 nt
Organism: Phycomyces blakesleeanus NRRL 1555(-)
Lineage: Eukaryota; Fungi; Mucoromycota; Mucoromycetes; Mucorales; Phycomycetaceae
Exons: 6
Coding region: 1-1500 (499 amino acids)
Molecular function (GO): protein binding
Source: RefSeq, a predicted model, not a curated record